UGUUAGUUGGAUACGAUGCAAGAAGGCUAUAUAAUCAAAUUGUGCGAUAUAUUGUGUUAUCUGUUAAACUCCAGCUUAUUUAACGAUGGCUAAAUUCGAGUGUGUGUGUGCAGUUACAGUUAUUUUGCUGCAGUCAGUUGUUGGUGGAAAAGAAUGCUUGGAUGACGUUAAGGCAAACUGCGAGAUGAUGGUCUCUAUGUUUAGCAUAUGUACUGUUAAUAUUCAAAAUGCCGCUAAGCUCUGUCCGAAAACCUGUAACAUGUGUCAUGGCAACUGGGCAGAUUGGUCGAGCUGGUCGGGAUGCACUGUCACAUGUGGCAGCUCAAAUCAGACCAGAACAAGGACGUGCACGAACCCCCCGCCACCCAACAACGAUACAUCUUGUGAAGGGGCAUCGGAAGAGUAUAAGUCAUGUUUGAACGAUCCAUGUCCGGUCAACGGCGGGUGGUCAAUAUGGAGCGCUUUUGGGAUCUGUGACGUCACAUGUGGCAACGGAACAAUGACGAGGACCAGACAGUGUAACAACCCAAGACCUCUCAAUGGAGGAGAGGAUUGUCAGGGUCAUUCACAAAACAAUGCAGACUGUCUUCUCAACAGAUGUCCAACCCAUGGUGCUUGGACCGCGUGGAAUGAAUGGGGGUCGUGCAGUGUAACGUGCGGAGUGGGUUUGAGGAGACGUGACCGAGCUUGUGAUAAUCCCAGGCCAUCAAGUGACGGAAACCAUUGCUUUGGAGACAACAUCAACUACGAGAUCUGCUCAAAGCCAGUUUGUGCAACUUGGACAGCUUGGGGAUCCUGGAGCUCUUGUUCUGACACCUGUGGUUAUGGCCUAAGGGAGCGCUAUAGGAACUGCAGUGCAACGUCUGACAUGCAGAAUUUCUGUGUUGGGUCUGAUGUUCAAAAUGUGAUGUGCAAAACAUCAUGUAAUGAAAACAGAUCUUGGACGGAUUGGGGAUCCUGGAGCUCUUGUUCAGACACCUGUGGUUAUGGCCUCAGGGAGCGGUAUAGGAACUGCAGUGGAACGACUGACAUGCAGAAUUUCUGUGUUGGGUCUGAUGUCCAAAAUGUGAUGUGCAAAACAUCAUGUAAUGAAAACAGAUCUUGGACGGAGUGGGGAUCCUGGAGCUCUUGUUCAGACACCUGUGGUUAUGGCCUCAGGGAGCGGUAUAGGAACUGCAGUGGAACGACUGAAAAGCAGAAUUUCUGUGUUGGGUCUGAUGUACAAAAUGUGAUGUGCAAAACAUCAUGUAAUGAAAACAGAUCUUGGACAGCUUGGGGAUCCUGGAGCUCUUGUUCUGACACCUGUGGUUAUGGCCUAAGGGAGCGCUAUAGGAACUGCAGUGCAACGUCUGACAUGCAGAAUUUCUGUGUUGGGUCUGAUGUUCAAAAUGUGAUGUGCAAAACAUCAUGUAAUGAAAACAGAUCUUGGACAGCUUGGGGAUCCUGGAGCUCUUGUUCUGAUACCUGUGGUUAUGGCCUAAGGGAGCGCUAUAGGAACUGCAGUGGAACGUCUGACAUGCAGAAUUUCUGUGUUGGGUCUGAUGUUCAAAAUGUGAUGUGCAAAACAUCAUGUAAUGAAAACAGAUCUUGGACAGCUUGGGGAUCCUGGAGCUCUUGUUCUGACACCUGUGGUUAUGGCCUAAGGGAGCGCUAUAGGAACUGCAGUGGAACGUCUGACAUGCAGAAUUUCUGUGUUGGGUCUGAUGUUCAAAAUGUGAUGUGCAAAACAUCAUAUCAGCUAGUGAUGCCACAGGUUCAUUUCUUCGCACGAAUUCGGGAAGGUCAAUUGAGACUAUCGCCUGGACAGGAUAUUAUCCUCAAAACGGCGGAAAUCAACGAAGGUCAAUGUUAUGACGUGGCAUCUGGGAAAUUUACUGUCUCCGUCUCUGGAAGGUAUGCCUUCGCAUUCCAGUACUGUGUUCAGGCGAACCAAAAUGGUUACAUUGAUAUUGUGAAGCAAGGCACCACUCUGGAAAGAUCAACUUUUCAAACAAGCAAUACUGGAUAUCAGUGCAUGUUAAUGCAGACGUUCACCACGGCUGCUAUAUCCGAUCAGAUCUGGGUUAGAUCAGCACCCGACUUCAGCGGAAGUUAUCUCUUUGACAAUAUGUACACAAAGUUAACAUCGUUUUCUGGUGUGUUAAUGCUUCUGUAAUAUUCAAGCGGUCCAUGCUUUUCAUCGUGCUGAAAUUUAUGCAUGAAACGUAAAUGCUGGUAUCGUUUUACAUAAAACGGUACUGAUCUUUAUGCUUAACACCAUAACAUACCGAUAUAUGAUACAAUUCAUUACAAGAACAAGGGAACAGUGUGACAUUUUGACAUGGGUUAUGACACAAUCGUAAUAAAGAAGAGCGCUAACGUUAUGACUCCGCGAUCAGAAAACAUUCUUUUUGUUAACUUAAAAAAAGAACUUGUUUUUCGUCUAAUCGUUGUAUCUGAUAUAUGUGUAUUCGUGUAACAUACGGAACUACAAAAGUAUUGCAUGUCUAUUAAUAAAUCACCAGAUGUUUACAUUUCAAGUACUCACUGGUUAUUCUUUUUUUCUGAUAUUUAUCGUUUGGACUGACAUGUAUUAAGCACAUUAUUAUUUUAAAUUUAUCUUUAUGUUGAUCCUCCUGUUAAUGUUGGUGGUACUUAAACUACGUAUGUAUGUAGUAUUUUAAGACAUAGUUUAAAAAUCUC
Messenger RNA from Dreissena polymorpha, 2682 nucleotides. Its product is annotated as A disintegrin and metalloproteinase with thrombospondin motifs adt-1-like. The coding region runs from base 86 to 2155 and encodes 689 amino acids. NCBI's taxonomy places the organism in Eukaryota, Metazoa, Mollusca, Bivalvia, Myida, Dreissenidae. The record is from RefSeq and is a predicted model, not a curated record. Gene Ontology annotation, molecular function: protein binding. The transcript has 13 exons.